This is a messenger RNA of Lactuca sativa (garden lettuce), 1566 nucleotides long. RefSeq lists its product as uncharacterized. The record is from RefSeq and is a predicted model, not a curated record. NCBI's taxonomy places the organism in Eukaryota, Viridiplantae, Streptophyta, Magnoliopsida, Asterales, Asteraceae.
AUGUUGUCUAAUAGAGAAUGGAUGUACACAAAGAGACUCGAUAAUCAUCGUUUGUUUAAUCCACAAUGGCCACAUUAUGCUAAUUUGUUUUUGGAUUUUGCUUAUGUGAACGCAACAAACAUCCAACAUAUCAUUAGGGAAGGGGUGGAAGUUUUUGAAAUUAGAUGUCCGUGUGCGAAAUGCAAAAAUAUUUAUUACCUUCCGAGAGAAUUAGUUUUUAGCCAUCUUGUUAACCGAGGCUUCAUGAAUGGUUAUACACAAUGGUAUUUACAUGGAGAAAAAUAUCCAACACUAGAGAUAGGUCAAUGUUCAAACCCAAUUUCACCUCAACACGUGGGUCCAAGUUCGAAUAUUGAAACAGUUCAACACAUUAAUAACGAUUUUAGUGAUUAUCAUAGAUACCAGGAGAUGGUUAUCGAUAGCAUGCACCAACCUGAGGCUUCGUAUUAUCAACAAACACCACAACACCCAAAUCUUGAAGCCCAAAAUUUUUAUAAAGUUUUGAAACAAGCGAGUGAGCCUUUAUUGGACGGGUGUACAAAAACUUCCACACUCUCUGCCACCACUAGAUUAUUGGAUUGGAAAUCCCAAUCUAAUGUUUCAGACACGUCAUUUGAUACACUUCUUUCGAUUGUUAAAGACAUUCUACCAACUGGCGAGAAGCUUCCUAAUAGCUUCUACGAGACCAAGAAAAUGUUGAAGCCACUAAAAUUGCCUUCAGAAAGGAUUCAUGUAUGUAUAAACCAUUGCAUGCUAUUCAGGGGCCAGUUUGCUGAUUUGGAUCAUUGUGCAGUAUGUGGAGAAAAUAGAUACAAAGCCAAAGGGAGAAAGGUUCCUAAUUUGGUCAUGACUUACAUGCCGAUUGGACCGAGACUCCAAAGGCUCUUCUAUUCAAGGAAGACGGCCAAAUAUUUAACUUGGCAUGCAGAUCAUUUAGUAGAUCCAGAAAAGAUGAUACAUCCCAGUGAAGGUGAAGCAUGGAAUCAUUUUGACAGAAAAUUUCCUGAUUUUGCAAAUGAGAAGCGCAACAUACGUCUCGGGUUGUGCACUAAUGGGUUUAGUCCUAAUAAUUCAAACACGACUCCCUAUUCGUGUUGGCUUGUGUUUCUCACUGUUUACAACCUACCCCCUUGGUUGGCUUUUAAACAUCAAUACAUACAACUUCCAUUGAUUAUUCCUGGGAAGAAGAGUCCCGGACAAAAUUUGGAUGUUUUUUUACAACCUUUGGUGGACGAUUUGAAGAUGUUGUUCACAGAUGGCAUUGAAACUUAUGACGCUCAUCGAAAGACCAAUUUUCAGAUGAAGGUUGUACUUCUAUGGACAGUUAGUGACUUCCAUGCUUAUGCAAUGUUGUCCGGAUGGAGCACUCAUGGUAAUUUAGCCUGUCCAUAUUGCAUGCACCAAACAGAAUCAUUUCGACUUUCCAACGGAAAAAAAUCGUGUUGGUUUGACUGUCAUAGAAAACAUCUACCCGAAAGACACGUAUUCCGAAAUGAUACAGUUAAUUUCUUAAAAGGCAAGAAAGUGAAGGGUCAUGAAGUGCCUGUUCCAUACCCAACCAAAUAA